Messenger RNA from Hibiscus syriacus, 330 nucleotides. Its product is annotated as histone H3.2-like. Gene Ontology annotation, molecular function: DNA binding; structural constituent of chromatin; protein heterodimerization activity. Gene Ontology annotation, cellular component: nucleosome. The transcript is spliced from 3 exons. The record is from RefSeq and is a predicted model, not a curated record. NCBI's taxonomy places the organism in Eukaryota, Viridiplantae, Streptophyta, Magnoliopsida, Malvales, Malvaceae. The coding region runs from base 1 to 330 and encodes 109 amino acids.
AUGGCUCGUACCAAGCAAACUGCCAGGAAAUCAACCGGCGGCAAAGUUCCACACAAGCAGCUAGCCACGAAGGCCGCUAGGAAGUCGGUCGACCAGGACGGAGGACAACAGCCGAGCCUGCUAGAAAGGGCCUUACUUGCAAUGCUUUGUUUGGUCUUGGGUUGCCAGAAGUUGUCGUUAUUGCUGGAGUGGCUGCUCUUUCUGGAAAGAACAGAGCAAUCUGUGGAGAAUUCUACAGUCGUUGGUGAAGAGAAAAAACCAGAUCUUGAGGUCUUUAGCUCAAAGGAGAACUGCUUGAAAGAAAAUGACGGUGUUGAUAGUCAUCAUUAA